Molecule: messenger RNA, 7283 nt
Organism: Lepus europaeus (European hare)
Lineage: Eukaryota; Metazoa; Chordata; Mammalia; Lagomorpha; Leporidae
Gene: HDAC4
Product: histone deacetylase 4
Exons: 27
Coding region: 473-3688 (1071 amino acids)
Biological process (GO): negative regulation of transcription by RNA polymerase II; chromatin organization
Cellular component (GO): histone deacetylase complex
Molecular function (GO): histone deacetylase activity
Source: RefSeq, a predicted model, not a curated record
GAGUCUUCGGUGACGGCGCACCCAGCUGGCUGGCCCACCAGCAAGACUGAGCAGACGGCGGCACAGCCUCCAGCGAUGUGGGCGGCAGGAAAGGACCGGUGCGGGGCAGCUGCGGACCCUGCAGCGCUGGGUCCCUGGGCGGUGUUGGAAGUGCCUGCCGGGGAUGUGCCGGUGCCACUCCUUGAAUCACAAGACGAGAAACAGCAGAGAAUUCGGUGAUGAGGCCGCGACCCGGGGGCCUGUUGAAGCUGUGACGUUGAGCGAGGGGAGGUUCGCCCGCUGGAAGCCGGCUGAGGACCUCCGCUCUCCUCCUGGAUUACUUGGCUCCCAGGGCCUUGUCCGCCAGGACGGCCGUGGCCAGCCCUCGCCGCGCCCCUGCUCCCGCGUCUGUUGCUGAAGUUGGAUCUCGGUGGGAGCUGCUUUCGUGGAGAGUUUGAGCCAUUUGAAUCACUUGGAGUAGACGCAGCUAGCAAUGAGCUCCCAAAGCCACCCAGAUGGACUCUCUGGCCGAGACCAGCCGGUGGAGCUGCUGAACCCUCCACGUGUGAACCACAUGCCCAGCACGGUGGACGUGGCCACAGCACUGCCUCUGCAAGUGGCGCCCUCAGCCGUGCCCAUGGACCUGCGCCUGGACCAGCCGUUCGCACUGCCGGUGGCCGAGCCCGCGCUGCGGGAGCAGCGGCUGCAGCAGGAGCUCCUGGCGCUGAAGCAGCAGCAGCAGCUGCAGAGGCAGGUCCUCAUCGCCGAGUUCCAGCGGCAGCACGAGCAGCUGUCGCGGCAGCACGAGGCCCAGCUGCACCAGCACAUCAAGCAGCAGCAGGAGAUGCUGGCCAUGAAGCAGCAGCAGGAGCUGCUGGAGCAUCAGCGUAAACUGGAGCGGCACCGCCAGGAGCAGGAGCUGGAGAAGCAGCACCGCGAGCAGAAGCUGCAGCAGCUCAAGAACAAGGAGAAAGGCAAAGAGAGUGCCGUGGCCAGCACAGAAGUGAAGAUGAAGUUGCAAGAAUUUGUGCUCAAUAAGAAGAAGGCGCUGGCCCACAGGAACCUGAACCACUGCAUCUCCAGCGACCCCCGCUACUGGUACGGGAAAACGCAGCACAGCUCCCUGGACCAGAGUUCGCCGCCCCAGAGCGGGACGUCCGCCUCCUACGCCCACCCGGUGCUGGGGAUGUACGACACCAAAGACGACUUCCCCCUCAGGAAGACAGCUUCCGAACCGAACUUGAAACUGCGGUCCCGGCUCAAGCAGAAAGUGGCCGAGAGGCGGAGCAGCCCCCUGCUGCGCAGGAAGGAUGGGCCAGUGGUCGCCGCUCUGAAAAAGCGUCCGUUGGAUGUCACAGACUCUGCGUGCAGCAGCGCCCCGGGCUCCGGGCCCAGCUCGCCCAACAACAGCUCUGGGAACGUCAGCACGGAGAACGGCGGCGUGCCAGCCGCACCCAGCAUCCCCACUGAGGCCAGCUUGGCGCCCAGGCUCGUGACGAGAGAAGGCUCUGUGGCCCCGCUCCCUCUCUACACCUCGCCAUCCCUGCCCAACAUCACCUUAGGACUUCCGGCCACCGGCCCGUCUGCUGGCGCAGCGGCCCAGCAGGACGCCGAGAGGCUGGCGCUCCCCGCCCUGCAGCAGCGGAUCUCCCUGUUCCCCGGCAGCCACCUCGCCCCCUACCUGAGCACCUCGCCCCUGGAGCGGGACGGCGGGGCGGCUCACAGCCCCCUUCUGCAGCACAUGGUGUUGCUGGAGCAGCCGCCUGUGCCAGACUGGUAUCUUUCAGGCCUGGGAGCACUGCCCCUCCACACACAGCCCCUGGUUGGUGCAGACCGGGUGUCCCCAUCCAUCCACAAGUUGCGGCAGCACCGCCCGCUGGGGCGCACGCAGUCGGCCCCGCUGCCGCAGAACGCGCAGGCGCUGCAGCACCUGGUCAUCCAGCAGCAGCACCAGCAGUUCCUGGAGAAGCACAAGCAGCAGUUCCAGCAGCAGCUGCACCUGAACAAGAUCAUCUCCAAACCCAGCGAGCCGCCCCGGCAGCCUGAAAGCCACCCCGAGGAGACGGAGGAGGAGCUCCGCGAGCACCAAGCCCUGCUGGACCAGCCGUACCUGGAGCGGCUCUCUGGGCAGAAGGAGGUGCAGGUGAAGCAGGAGCCCAUUGAGAGUGACGAGGAGGAGGCGGAGCCUGGCCAGCGCCCGCCCACAGAGCAGGAGCUGCUCUUCAGACAGCAAGCCGCCCUCCUGGAGCAGCAGCGCAUGCACCAGCUGAGGAGCUACCAGGCAUCCAUGGAGGCCGCGGGCAUCCCAGUGACCUUCGGGGGCCACCGGCCGCUGUCGCGGGCACAGUCCUCCCCGGCGUCCGCCACCUUCCCUGUGUCUGUGCAGGAGCCCCCUGCCAAGCCACGCUUCACCACAGGCCUUGUGUACGACACGCUGAUGCUGAAGCACCAGUGCGCCUGCGGCAACACCAACAGCCACCCCGAGCACGCCGGGCGGAUCCAGAGCAUCUGGUCCCGCCUGCAGGAGACCGGGCUCCGCAGCCAGUGCGAGUGCAUCCGCGGACGGAAGGCCACGCUGGAGGAGCUGCAGACGGUGCACUCGGAGAGCCACACACUCCUCUACGGCACAAACCCCCUCAACAGGCAGAAACUGGACAGUAAGAAACUUCUAGGCUCCCUGACCUCGGUCUUUGUCAGGCUCCCCUGUGGUGGUGUUGGGGUGGACAGCGACACCAUCUGGAACGAGGUGCACUCGGCGGGGGCCGCCCGCUUGGCCGUGGGCUGCGUGGUGGAGCUGGUCUUCAAGGUGGCCACGGGGGAGUUGAAGAACGGCUUUGCGGUGGUCCGGCCCCCAGGACAUCACGCUGAGGAGAGCACACCCAUGGGGUUCUGCUACUUCAACUCCGUGGCCGUGGCCGCCAAGCUCCUGCAGCAGAGGCUGAACGUGAGCAAGAUCCUCAUCGUGGACUGGGAUGUGCACCACGGGAACGGGACGCAGCAGGCUUUCUACAGCGACCCCAGCGUGCUCUACGUGUCCCUGCACCGCUACGACGAUGGCAACUUCUUCCCGGGCAGCGGGGCGCCCGACGAGGUGGGCACAGGGCCCGGCGUGGGCUUCAACGUCAACAUGGCUUUCACCGGCGGCCUGGACCCACCCAUGGGGGACACCGAGUACCUGGCGGCCUUCAGGACGGUGGUCAUGCCGAUUGCCAACGAGUUUGCCCCGGACGUGGUGCUGGUGUCGUCGGGCUUUGACGCCGUGGAGGGCCACCCCACGCCGCUCGGGGGCUACAACCUCUCUGCCAAAUGUUUCGGGUACCUGACCAAGCAGCUGAUGGGCCUGGCUGGCGGCCGCAUCGUCCUGGCCCUCGAGGGAGGCCACGACCUGACGGCCAUCUGUGACGCCUCUGAGGCUUGCGUGUCUGCGCUGCUGGGAAAUGAGCUCGACCCUCUGCCCGAGCAGGUCGUCCAGCAGAGACCCAACGCGAACGCCGUCCGCUCCAUGGAGAAGGUCAUGGACAUCCACAGCAAGUACUGGCGCUGCCUGCAGCGCCUGUCCUCCACGGCCGGGCACUCCCUGAUGGAGGCGCAGAAGUGCGAGAACGAGGAGGCGGAGACGGUCACGGCCAUGGCCUCGCUGUCCGUGGGCGUGAAGCCAGCCGAGAAGAGACCCGAGGAGGAGCCCAUGGAGGAGGAGCCGCCCCUGUAGCGCUCUGGAAGCCGCUGUUUCCUUGUUUGUUUGUCUCUGUCUUGAAGCUCAGCCAAGAAACUUUCCCGCUCACCCGCGUCUGCCGCGGUACCCCCUCGAGUGCUGGGGGCGCAGGCGCGUGGCCGCAGCGGGAGCCCUUCUGCCGCCCACACGCGGGCCUGGCAGCGUCCCGCGGAGCACGGGACAGACACGGCAGCGAGCAGACACACGGACACGCGGAGGCCAGGCACACCGCCGGCUCCCAGGAGGGAAGCCGCCAGAGGCCUGCGGCGACUCGUGGCAGGGUUGCCGGGUUCAGUCGACGCAAGGAACAGAAAACGAAAAUCAAAGAUCUAAAAUGCAAAACAGACUUGAUCAAAACUGGUGCUUCAAGUUCGGUUAGGACCCACAAUUCCACAGUCUCCGUGUAAACCACUCAGCUCAUCUUGUAGCUCUUUUUUUUUUUAAGAGGAAGUUUUCUACGGCUCUGGCCGCCCCCGUGGCCCUCGGCGGUCUGCGGCGGGGGCAGAGCACUCGAACCUUUGAAGACAAAACCGGACAGAACCACAGUGCGAGCCCGGGGCGUCGGCUUCGGUUUCUCCAAGCCGUUGGAGAUGCGAGUUUGUGCCUUUUUUUUAUUGCCCGGAUGGAAUUUGUGGCUGGGUUUUCUCUGAGGAACAAUGCCUUAAGAUAAACUGAGCAGCGGGAAUCGGUGGGACACUUUCCUGUGGCCGGGGCAGCCCGGCAGUGCUGGCCGGACACGCGGCGAGCAGGCGCCAGCCGCCUCCCCCGGCGGCCCCGGCAGCCCCGGCGGCCCCGGCUCGCCUUGAUUGCUGUUUGAGAGGAAUGGAGGUCGUCCAGCACGCGGCAGCGCCGCUGGGGGCCGCAGCCCAGCGCGUCGACAGGAAUCCGAAGUGUUCUUGCCGCGGGCGCGCCCCGACCUGAGCACGUCCUAGGCACACUCGCAGUGUUGGGCCGGAGUGCUUUUUAUGAAAAGCAAGUAGCAUGAAGUAUUGCUUACAUUUUAGGUAUAAAUAAAUAUAUAUAUGUAUAAUAUAUAUUCCAAUGUAUUCCAAGCUAAGAAACUUGAUUCUUAUGAAAUCUUGAUAAAAUAUUUAUAAUGCAUUUAUAGAAAAAGUAUAUAUAUAUAUAUAAAAAAAUUAAAUGCAGGUUGGAAGGCCCCGGGGAGCGCAGGGCGCGUGCAUCAGCUGUCACGGUGCUCUCGCAGCAGGCUCAGCUCCAGGCCGGCCCCCGGGGCCGCCGCACAGCUGCCACCACACGGCGGGCCCACGAGUUUGUCCUUUGAUUUUAAUUAUUUUCUAAGGAAACCCCGUCCCUCCCAGCCUCCGUGCACAUAUGUACUUAAUGAGUUUUUAUAGCAAAGAAUAUAAAUUUGCUGUUGAUUUUUCUAUGAAUUUUUCAGAAACAAAGAUCCUAAUCAGCCUUGCUCUGUGGGUUCUCCGUUCUCCUACCAUCUGGCAGUCCCCAACAGCGACGACGUCUACACCUUUUUCUUUCCGUUUUCUACGCCUAUUUCUGUUUCUCGACUUUGCGAGGUCGUUUAUCGUGUGUUUCUGUGGACGCCGAGGCAGCAGGCGGCCGCACCAGCGAGCGCGGGCACGACCCCGACAGGCCCGGCGCUGUGCGGGAGCCGCGGGCCGUGUCCGACCGCCGCGUGAGCUCGGGGCCCUGUGCGCGGUCAGCAUUAAUGAAACUCCCCUCUAACCCCCGUGCAAGCCCAACCCCAGGUCUCCAAAGACCUUUGCAGCACGCGCAUGACACGUGGGGCCGGGCCCGGGCCCCGGGCUCUGGCGCCCACGGGGACAGCCAGUAACUGACCGUCACCUCUUUCCCAGCACUUGAAGCCACUGAUGUCAUUCCAAAGUGUCUCAAGUUAGACUGGCGGGAGGGCGCGCGCCGGCCGGGUUGCUGGGUUUGUUCCGUUCACAGCCGGCUUUGGAGCGGGCGCCGGCCUGCGGGGUCAGCGCCGAGCCCCGGCCGAGAGCAUGGCCGGACGGUCUUGGGGGCUGCCUGCCGCGCCCCUCCCCGCUGGCCGCUCUGCCCGGGAGCCCCGGAGGCGCCGGUGCUCCCUUUGUGCCCGGCCAGCAGCCCCGCGCUGCCCCCGCGCCUCGUGGGGGAGGCACACAUCAUCUCAUUGGUUUUGUUUUUGUUUUUUUUAACAGAUGAUAAGGGCCGCGGGGUGGUGGGCAGGCUCUGUCCGGAGGGCUCGCGGGCUGUCCCACGGGCAGCCCCCGGCCGGCUCACUCCAGUCCCCAGGUUGCCGAGAGCAUUACCGUGUAGCCUUUUUCUUUCCUUUGCAGUCACACGUGGGCUUCCCCACGCGGUGCCCAGGCGGACGGCGCAGGGCCGGGGAGGGCGUGCAGCCUGCUCCCUCUCGGGUUCUCGGCCCCCUGUCCCCGCCUGCCUCUUCCUUUGCAAGGCCUUGGGGGGGCACCUGCCGGACGCCGGCGCAUGAGCACUUUACGCCCCUCUGCGGGGAGCCCGCGGUUGCAGCGGGCACGCAUGGCUUCCCCCCGUGCCCGCGCCCCACCAGCAGGUGGCCACGCCUGCGUCGCGUGGCUCCAGUGGACAGGGCCACUUUGUUGAAGUGUCCGGGUUUUUCUCUCCUCCUCUCACAGCUCUGUUGUGCAGAGGAAGGCGGCCGGGGCCCGGGCCCGCGGCGGGCGGGCACCGCUCUCUCCUCCCCGUCGGAACAUUCCUGCCCGCGCCCACCCCACGGUUCCUCCCUGGACUCUCGGGCGGUGGCACCUGUACAAUACAGAGAGCAAGCUGUACCAGUCUCUUUUUCUAAGCCGCCUCCCGAGCCUGCAUGAGCGACGGCCGGCCUGGCUUCAGCGCGCACGGAUCGCAGCCGCCCCCGCGGCUCGGGGGACACGGAGAGGCCUUCCCCCCUCUGGCGACACCUGCCGACACGGAAGACGGGGAUUUUUUUUCUGUCAAAACCUUGAAGGAGAGGAGGGUGGGGUGGGGGGCAGUUUGCAUCUUACUGAACUUAUUCUUAAGAAAUUGUACUUUUUAUUGUAAGAACAAAAAGGACUCCAGCACUUGUCGUUUCAGACACCACUUACCUAGCACUUGUGACCGACCAAUGAUCGAGUUUUAUUGUAUUUACGUGGAAGCAGUGUUUGGGGAGACGGCGCCAGCCCGCGGCCAGCCGCCUGCCGGCGAGCGGGAGCUGUGUUUGUGUCGUCCGUGCGUCUCCUCCUCUCCCUCCUCCCGCGGGCUCGGCCCAGCCCGGCGCCCUCCCCACCCGAGGCGGGAGCCGGCGGCCGCGCGCGUUCGGUUUCGUUUCUUCUUUUUUUUUUUUUUUCUUGGUGUGCGUGCUCCACAGCGGAGCCGCCAAUUUGCAGUUGAGGAGGAGGGCGAACAUACAUGAGACACGCGUGAUACCUACGUGAUACAUGUAAAUACAGGAGCGGGUUGGACUUCUCCGCCCACGCGCGCACUGCGGGCUGGGAGAAGGCGGAGUCGCGCUUUGUGACCGAGUCGUCCUCUUCUGCUUGUCCGACUUCCCCGGGGGCGCGCGCCCUCAGCACGGCCAGGUUCUGUUUGGUUUCUCGUCCAGGCUGUGCUGUGUGGGUCGCUGCUGCCACCU